Molecule: messenger RNA, 1091 nt
Organism: Amphibalanus amphitrite
Lineage: Eukaryota; Metazoa; Arthropoda; Thecostraca; Balanomorpha; Balanidae
Exons: 2
Coding region: 228-950 (240 amino acids)
Source: RefSeq, a predicted model, not a curated record
AGCGUUCUGUUAUUGUCGGGUUCUGUUAGUGUUCCGUUAUUGGUGCCUGUCGGCCCAGUGUGGCCUGACCGUGCCCGGGGGCGAUAUGAGCGCGAUCCCACUGACCCGGUCUGAGAGAAUAAACCAGUCGGGCCCGAGCCGAGCCAGCGUGUGGAGUGCGUGCGGGAGCGAAGCGGAACAUCACAUUGGCGACGAGGCUUCGGACUCAGCCUCAGCAAGUAUGGUGCAUGGUGAUCUGGGAACGUUCUCAGUUGAUAAGGAGCCAAUCCACCGUUUUGAAAAGUCAGAAUCGUCAGAAGCGCGACUUCGACAGAACUGCGACUGCUAGGCGUUUUGAGAUCGGAGACCUGGUUUACGUUCGCAACUUUGGUCACGGGCCCCUGUGGUUACCUGGGUUCGUGAUUGCUGUGGAUGGUCCAGUGUCUUACGUAGUUCGUCUCUGUGACGGCAGGACCUGGCGGCGACACGGUGACCAGCUGCGGGCGAGAACCGAGGCUCAGCAGCUGCCACCGACCCAACAGUGGCCGGCUGCCCCGGCGGGCGGCGGUGGGCGGCGGGAGGCUGGACCAUAUCCGGAGUCUGGACGCUUGCCCGACCCGGAAUACGUCACCGGGGACCCUCGUGGUGCUCGUCAGUCGCCGGCCCGUCUCGUGCCGCCGCUCGACCCGGCUGAGCCGGGCGCUGCGAGUGGGAGCGGACCGGAUGCCGAGUCCGCCACCCUGGAUCCGGACUCCAGCGCUCGUCAGCCGUCGCUCCGUCUUCCGGCGCCGUCAGGUUCUGCGACCGUGAGACGGGGCCCGUUGGCUCCCGCGAGUGCACCUGUAGUGACUGGAUCCGGACCAGCGGCGCCGCCUACACCGGACAGACGGACGGCGGAUCCGCUGAGGCGUUCCUGUAGGGUCAGGAAACCACCGGACUUCUUCCAAGCCGUGUUCCAAGCUGGUGUCUGAUGUGUUAACCGAGGUGUUUGUUGUAAGGUGUUGUCCUUGUAAGAAAGGAAGGAGUGUAGCGUUCUGUUAUUGUCGGGUUCUGUUAGUGUUCCGUUAUUGGUGCCUGUCGGCCCAGUGUGGCCUGACCAGUGACCGUGCCCG